CUUGACAAUGUGUUUUGUCCACAUACGUGUUCGGCCUUUGCUUAUUUUUAUUAAUUUAUAGAUGGUGAACCAUGUUUAAUCAACUUACGAGCAUAUGUUUACUGUUGUAUUUAAAUGCAGAGGUAUUCUGCUCGAGCUCAGCCAAACAGUGCCCAUCAGAUCAAUACUAUAAUCCAAAGAUUCACAAUUGUACUGAUAAAUAUAUAGGUUGUCCCUCGGGAUACUAUGGAUCAAAUUGCUCGGACUCUUGUCGUUAUCCUAACUAUGGUGUUGAGUGUCAGGAAGAAUGUCUUUGUCCAAAGAAAGUAUGCGAUCACGUCUUUGGAUGUUUAGACUAUGCGUUUGAUGGACAUGGCAUUAUUAAGGAAUUCCAAUUGAUCGUCUGUCUUUUGGUUGGGAUUGGAGUUGUGCUGGUAAUUGCUGUUUUCCUUCUUAACAAUGUAGCAAACAGAAGAUUCUAUGCUAGGCAUAUCAGAGAAAAUGUCCAUUACCUUGGAUCGCUGAUGAAAGAACAUAGCAUAACAACUGAUAUGUAUAAACCCCCCGAGUCAAGUGAAAGUGAGCCUGCCGACAGUGGUGUGAACAUGUUAGCAAUUGCAAGCAUACGCAGAUAUGAAACUGUAAACCUCGAAUAAAUAAUCCGUAAAAGACGUUCAUCAGCGACUUUAUAUCAGUAUCAUAAACACGACAUUGACUUUAAAGAAGCAUUUAAAGGACAGAAUCAAUGUUGAGUGCUUUACCGGCUCUGGGGACAAACGCAAUUUGUAUAUACUAAAUAACGUCAACAUAAAGAUAAAAGAUAAUAUGAAUUUUUCUGUAAUUUGUUUUGCUUGCUUUCUUCAAUGAUUGAGUGUAACUAUGUAUGUAUUUAUAUAUUAACCUUUAACACAACAUUUUCUUGGAUUAAUUUCUGUAAGAACUGCACAUUCUAAUCACAAUUGUUGUAUACAAUCCAUGGAAUGAAUACAUAUGAAUGAAAUGUGUGAUUUCAGCUACACAAUUCUUGUUUUAGUAUCAAUGCUUACCAUUUCUUUGCAAAGGUUUCAUGAACUUGUACAUAUAUAAUGUAAGAUUUAACUUUUUAAAUUGUUAACGCGGUGACAAAUAAAAAAAUUCUAUUAACAGAACAUAAUAAUAUAACAUGAAAAUAAAUCUUUUUUAUGUUCUCAAAUAUACUUUCCUUUUCAACA
Molecule: messenger RNA, 1190 nt
Organism: Magallana angulata
Lineage: Eukaryota; Metazoa; Mollusca; Bivalvia; Ostreida; Ostreidae
Exons: 4
Coding region: 72-635 (187 amino acids)
Source: RefSeq, a predicted model, not a curated record